ACAAAAGGGAGUGCAAUACAAAGUUUAGUUUUUUUUGAUAACUACAAAUUUUCUACCAUCGUUCUAAUUUUGUAAAUAUAAGUAGCUAUAUUCAAAAUAUGUCGUGCCACUUUAAAUAUACAAAGGAGACGAAUCUAUCAAUUCCAAGAACCGCAGAAAAUAAUAAUAAAAUUUAUUAUGAAGUUAAAAUUGUAAUCAAAGAUGUUGAAUGGUCCGUUCUAAGACGAUACAGGGAGUUCUACGAUUUUCAUGAAAAAUUAACUCACUCAGAAGGACAUGUCAUCGCGAAAAGCCUUUUACCUCCAAAAAAAAUUCUUGGAAAUAAAAAUCCAGAAUUUGUGGAGCAAAGAAGAAAGCUUUUGGAGGAAUAUAUUCAAUCAUUACUAGGAUUAUUUAAUGAUAAAUUACCCAGAGCAUUCAUUGAAUUUCUAGAAUUUAAUAAGUACGAUAUCGUAUAUCUUUUGCAAGAUCUAUCACAUUAUUUUUGUGAAUUUGGUGAUUCAUUACUGCUGACAUCUAAAGAAUAUAAUUUAUCUUCCCUUGAGUUACAUUGCAUUAGUGAAAGAUUAUGUAUUCCAUGUCCAGAAGCGGAUCAAAAAGAUAAAUAUGAUUUUUCACAUGUACUGGACUUUUGCUCACAAUUGGAUAUAGUUUCUGUUACCCCUUUACAUGCUCAUGAAGCUACUGAAGGAUGCUAUUACAAUGCUGUUGAUGUGCCAAUUGGAAAAAGUAAUUUGAUUCCAAAAAAUUUAAAAUUCAAUAUGAACGCUUUUAGAAAUAUCAAAGAAUUAAAGUUUUAUGGGUUAUCAACUGAGAAUAUAUCAGAUGCCUAUUUUCUAAAAACGUCCUUAGUAAAAUUUUACGUUCAUAAUACAACAAUUCGCCAAAUUAAUCAAGUUCUAUUAUGUGAUUCUGUACACAAAGAUGUACCUAACGCAAGUGAUUGCAAUGUAUGGGAUAAAUUACAACAUCUUGAUUUUACUGGAAAUUUGAUUACAAGCCUUGAUGAAAGUAUUAAGUUAGCAUCUAAAGUAAAAACAUUGAUUUUAGAUAAAAAUCGCCUAAAAUCGAUACAGUGCUUAUCAAGCCUGUCUAAUUUAGAAACACUUAGCUUGGCUGUUAAUCUUAUAUCUGAGUGUUUGGAUUGGCAUUUACAAUUAGGAAACUUAAAGACCUUAAAUUUAUCACAAAAUCGAAUAUCUACUCUGAGUGGAUUAAGAAAAUUAUACUCAUUAGUUAACCUAGAUUUAAGUUGCAAUCAAAUUGAAAAUUUAGAGGAAAUUGACCAUAUAGCUAGUUUACCACUUUUAGAGAAUUUAAAGCUAACUGCAAAUCCUUUAGCUGGAAGUGUUGAUUAUAGACCCAGAGUAUUAGCAAGAUUCUAUGAUAGAGCACCCGAGAUAAUCUUGGAUAAUGAGCAUGCAACAGGAAUGGAUUUAGACAUGGCUUUAGUUCUAUCAGCAUUGAAUAAGGCCAAAAUUAAUGUUAACAGUAUUUCUUGAUUAUGGAACAUACUAAUUUUAAAAAUUAUAUUUUAAUUUUACACCA
Molecule: messenger RNA, 1548 nt
Organism: Condylostylus longicornis
Lineage: Eukaryota; Metazoa; Arthropoda; Insecta; Diptera; Dolichopodidae
Product: nischarin
Exons: 7
Coding region: 99-1502 (467 amino acids)
Cellular component (GO): cytoplasm
Molecular function (GO): phosphatidylinositol binding; protein kinase binding
Source: RefSeq, a predicted model, not a curated record